Messenger RNA from Phaeodactylum tricornutum CCAP 1055/1, 3945 nucleotides. RefSeq lists its product with no specific name. NCBI's taxonomy places the organism in Eukaryota, Bacillariophyta, Bacillariophyceae, Surirellales, Neidiaceae. Gene Ontology annotation, molecular function: phosphatidic acid binding; phosphorelay sensor kinase activity; GTP binding. Gene Ontology annotation, biological process: phosphorylation; phosphorelay signal transduction system. The transcript is spliced from 6 exons. Bases 1 to 3945 code for a protein of 1314 amino acids. The record is from RefSeq and is a predicted model, not a curated record.
AUGUCGCGGAGUGACCUGACCGUAACUGACCUCCAAGCAGUAAAAUUGAGUCGAUUAUUGGAGGUCCAAAACACAACCUCGCUGUCUGUUUCGCCACCAUCAUUCCCAAACAAGCAACUCAGCCAAGCUAUGAUACGCCGAAGAGGUCAAUCAGUCGUGUUCGAAGACGUGGGCGGUAUUGUCCACAAAACGGCGCAAGAAAAGGCGGUAGCGUCCGCAUCAAAGCGAGGCUCAGAUGGGGGAGGGAAGAUAGUUGACGAUGUUCAGGGUGUUCCUUUUGAAAACUCGACAGCAUCAUCAUCGCAACUCAAUUUAUUUUCACGAAACAAAGCGCUUGUCUUUCUUAUCCUAAUUGUACUCGUUGGUGUUUUUGCCAGCAGUCUCUUUCUGGUUCUUGGUGUUCGAUCCGCCAAAGAAGAAGUGGAAGACAACUUUGUUCGGCAAGCGUCUGAUGUGGUUCAACAAACCGAACGAGUUUGGGAGGAUUACCAAACACUCGCCAUGUGGAUGCAUCAGGCAUGCUACGAACGGCAAAUCACACGUCCCAAGUUUCGUGAAAUCCAAACGUAUAUGAACGCUACAGGUUUGGAAUUUCAGGCUGUGUGUUGCGCACACAACAUCAGCUCACCGACGGAGAGGGCUGCGGCCGAAGCGGAGGCCAGCGCUUAUUAUUCGGAGAACCACCCUGACAUGGUUUACGAGGGUAUUACGGGUCUGGAACCGGAUCCAGAAACGGGGCUUUUUUCACCACGCUACCGCUCGCAACAACCAUUUUAUUUUCCUGUUCGAUUCAUCGAACCGCUGGAAGGGAAUGAGGCUGCUGUGGACUUUGAUCUCUACUCCGCUGAGGGUCGAGCGAGAACGAUUGAUGCCGCAAUAUCCACCGGAAAAUCGGCUCUGACGCCACGACUUCGUCUCGUGCAAGAGUCCGAUCCGAGUGCCUACGGUGUCAUACUCAUGCAUCCCGGCAUUCCAGUCUCCCCGGAAUUCAAAUGGCCUUUUGAUCUGGCGACAGUGGUGAUUCGCAUUCCGUCUCUUUUGAGCCGAGCAAUUCGGUUUGAGUCGCAGAGCAUCGCCGUCUACCUGUUCGACUCAACCGCAAAAAACUCCGAUCCCGAGUUUAUGGGAGGGGCUGCAGUAAAUAUGGUCGAAAAUAAACCGUCAGUGUCUUUUCUCGCGGAAACAUCACUAGCGGAUCAACGGAAACGGGGCCGUACCUAUGAAGACACGAUUGAGAUGGUUUCCAAUCAGUGGACAAUGAUCGUCAUUCCCCUGGAUGGAAUUAAGGUCAAGUCAGAGACUGAAGCUGAAAAGGCUGCUCUUCUGGUUGAUAACGCCAAACAGUCUGCCAAAGCCGAGCGAGAACUUAACGACUUUAUCGCGCACGAAGUCAGAAAUCCUUUGUCAGCCGCCAUGUCAGCCCUGAGCUUUGUUUCGAUGGAAGUGGAUACCGAUCCUCCUUUAGCUUCUGAGGAAGCUCGACAAUCGGUGCAAGAAGACCUCGAUAUCAUUAAAGGAAGUCUGCACUUCAUCAACGACUUACUCAGAAGUAUGCUAGAUAUGCAUCGUGCGGCUAGUAACCAAUUAGUGAUAGCGAUGUCUCCAACCGAUAUCAAGAAAGAUGUCUUUGAACCUGUGGCUGCAAUGAUUUACAAUCGUAGAGAAAACUUUGAGGUUCUCAUCGAUUGUGCGGACAAUUUUACGAUUUUGGCGGAUCGUUUGAGAUUAACUCAAGUCAUUCUGAAUUUGGCAAGAAACUCGGCAAAAUUUGUCACUACGGGGUACGUUCGGCUACGAGCAGGAGCUGUUGGCGAAGAUAGAAUUGUGAUUUCAGUGGAAGAUUCCGGUCCAGGUAUUCCAAGUGAGAAGCGAGGCAUCCUAUUUUCCAAGUUUCAGGAGAGUCUCGAUUCCUUAAAUCAGGGUACUGGUAUAGGUCUUUGUCUGUGCAAACACUUGACUGAACUUAUGAAGGGAGACUUGGCAUUGGACGAGACCUUUGAUAGCGGUAUUCCACACUGUCCUGGAACACGCUUUGAGGUGAACCUUCGUACGUCGAUUGUAGAUCUUGAUUCUAAUUCACUUGACUUAUACGAGAAAACGUCAAGGGAGGGAAGCCGCUUGCUUACCAACAGUUUGCGAACAGCCACUACGUCAACGAAAUCACAGUCGAUGUCAAAUUUCGUUCCUCACAAUGAAGCAGUCGCGACCUCCAUUCACCAGCUUCCUCAGACCAUAUCUGUUCUAUUUGUCGACGAUAAUCUUGUCCUUCGAAAGUUAUUUUCGAGAGCCAUUAAAAGAGUAGAACCUGGUUGGAUUGUACAGGACGCCGCAAGCGGAGAAGCAGCACUGACUAUGGUAGAAAGCGACACUUUUGAUCUUAUUUUUGUUGAUCAAUAUAUGGCAAGCAUGGAGAAGCAGCUUUUGGGAACGGAGACAGUCGCAGCAUUACGCAGUAAAGGAGUAAAAUCAAGAAUAUGUGGCCUUUCGGCUAACGACGUUGAGGUACAGUUUGUCACCGCAGGGGCAGACUUUUUCCUGCUCAAGCCCAUAUCGUCGGACAAAGAUAUUUUGACUGCUGACUUACAUCAUAUCCUAUACGGGGCAAGGCAGUGGAAAGGCGAGGCAGGCUCUUCAAAUGGAGACAUCAAUAGUCACGCUGGAAAACGGUCAAAUUGGAAAGCUACGAAAAACUUGAUUUUCUUUUCUGACGUUAACAGUAAAACAGAGUUUUAUGGAUUUUUCGCUCGCGUUCUGAUUCGAUGUAUUUCGCUUGAAAAUAACAAUGAGAGCUUGACGGAAGCCGAACGAAACCUUUCUUCACCAGGUAAAGCCCCUCUGUACAAGUUUGUCAUGACGGGAGGUCCUUGCGGAGGUAAAACAACGGCUCUUGCUCGAGUUUUCAACUUUUUGCGCGAACGAGGAUUCGAAGUGAUUACCUGUCCCGAAGCCUACACAUUGUUGAUGUCUAACGGGAUGUCGGUAGAUUUCUUCUCGACACCCGGAAUGGGACGGAUCAUCCAAAGUACUGUGCUGGAUGUGCAACUUAAUCUAGAAGACAAUGUAGCUCGAGUUUUGAAAGCGCGUGGGAAACCUGGCAUCAUCCUAUGCGACCGAGGAUCGAUGGAUGGUACGGUGUACGUGACUAAGGAAGAGUUCCAAAAGGUUAUGCAGGAACGCGACACGGAUGUUGUGCAGUUGCGCGAUAAUCGCUACGACGCUAUUUUCCAUCUCGUUACGGCAGCAGACGGCGCGGAACACGCCUACACGUUGGACAAUAACAAAGUGCGCACCGAAAAUGUGGAAGAAGCGAUCGAAGUGGAUCGCAGGACUCAGAAGGCAUGGGUAGGACAUCCUCAUCUGUACGUGCUUGACAACGCGACUGACUUUGAAGGCAAAAUGAACCGCUUGAUUGAUGUGAUUAGUAAUCUGGUCGGUCUACCAUCUAAUCUCAAGCGACGAUCGGCCAAGUUCUUACUAAAAUCCAUGCCAGACACCUAUUCAUUCCCGCCCGAUAUUGAUCAUCAAACCUUCGAAGUGGAAAAGGUUUACGUACAACAAACUGGCCAAAAGUACGAUUAUGCCUUUGUUCGUCGCCGCAGCAACGUAGACGCGGACAAUAACUUGUUGGGUAGUGUCUAUCAGCUCACGACGGUUCAACGUUUCGAAGAAGAAGUUAUCGAACAGAAGCGUAUAAUCAGUCAACAACGACACGUGGUUCGUCAAAAGCGAAUUAGUUUCAUUUACAAGCAACAGAGCUUUGUGAUACACAUUUACGAAGAGCCAGUCUCGGACAUAUGUAUUCUGCACGCGCAAGUCGAAGCGUCCAAGGAAAAGGUGGACUUACCACCAUUCAUUGACGUAAACAGAAUACUGCUCAAUAGCAAACCGGAUGAGGAGAAAUACGGGGCAUUCAGCCUGUCGCUUAUAAACGGUUGUGGCAUGUAG